Didymodactylos carnosus is the source of this 759-nucleotide messenger RNA. Lineage: Eukaryota; Metazoa; Rotifera; Eurotatoria; Philodinida; Philodinidae. The record is from the annotation of a GenBank genome assembly.
AUGAAUUCUUUCAUAAAAACAGCUGGUGCCAAUUUUGAAGGUGGUAAAAUUAUCAAACAUAUGACAAGGGAUUCUAAUUGUAAAUUCACAUCAAAUAUACAGAUCGGAAUGGAUGCACCGUUUUUUGGUGAACCAGCUGGAACCGAUAUCAGAGAGAAAGGUCCAUCUGAAAGACAAUUUGGCUCAUAUGACAGAAAUAUAAUGAUUCGCGACAUAAAAAAAUGUUUUAAUAAAGCUAAUGAAAUCAUGACACAAAAUAGAAUUGUUGAUUUAGUUGUACAAAUAGCUAGAGGUAGAAAUGGGCUGAUAUUUUUACAAGAUGACAUUUUGCCAGUUUUGCAGAGUAUUUUCAUGAUUUCUAAUACGUCUACAAUAGAUCUAAACGAACCUAAUAUCCAAAAUUAUAAUUUUGCCAAUGGUGGACGCCUUUAUAUUACGUUUGGCUAUCGAACAACCGAUUAUUUUGAUUACACUAAAAUGAUAAACGAAUACAUAUUUAUGAACAUUGGUAUGUUUGCUCGACUAACAGAAAAUCUGACAGCUGGUCAGGUUUGUAUUCCAUCGGCAACAUACGAUGUAGUAAAAAACGGCAUGGACUUAACUGUUCAUGCCGUAAAUUAUAACUAUUUUGAUUUUUGCUUCAAUUUGGGUUUGAUGCAUAUCAACUUGUUUGGAAUUGCUGAUAACAUGCCAUUUAUCACAACUGAUGAUUACACAUUGGAAGAUUUUAUGGAAUUAAUUAAUAAUAAUUAUCAAUAA